AUGACCCGUAAAGUCCUCAGUAACACUCGGGAGCGCUGGCGUCAGCAGAGCGUGAACACGGCCUUCACCGAGCUGAGGAAGCUCAUCCCGACCCACCCGCCCGAUAAGAAGCUGAGCAAGAACGAGAUCCUGAGGCUGGCCAUGCGCUACAUCACCUUCCUGAUCACGAUUCUGGAGAACCAGAGUCACGGAGCCACCGAUCACUCGCCUUCCUCCACCCUCAUCACCCUCAUCACGGGAAACAUGAGGAACCUGAGGAACCUGAGCUCCAGCACUGAAGCCUCCUCACCCGGAUCCAGCAGUGACGGUGCAGAAAGCUGGUAG
Messenger RNA from Trichomycterus rosablanca, 324 nucleotides. It is a transcript of the gene tal2, whose product is annotated as T-cell acute lymphocytic leukemia 2. Gene Ontology annotation, molecular function: protein dimerization activity; DNA-binding transcription factor activity, RNA polymerase II-specific; RNA polymerase II cis-regulatory region sequence-specific DNA binding. Gene Ontology annotation, biological process: regulation of transcription by RNA polymerase II. NCBI's taxonomy places the organism in Eukaryota, Metazoa, Chordata, Actinopteri, Siluriformes, Trichomycteridae. The transcript has a single exon. The record is from RefSeq and is a predicted model, not a curated record. Bases 1 to 324 code for a protein of 107 amino acids.